Messenger RNA from Alligator sinensis (Chinese alligator), 3969 nucleotides. RefSeq names its product zinc finger protein 804B (gene ZNF804B). The coding region runs from base 1 to 3969 and encodes 1322 amino acids. NCBI's taxonomy places the organism in Eukaryota, Metazoa, Chordata, Crocodylia, Alligatoridae. Gene Ontology annotation, cellular component: nucleus. The transcript is spliced from 4 exons. The record is from RefSeq and is a predicted model, not a curated record.
AUGGGGUACAAGAAGGGUAUACAGGAUAUGCAGGAUUAUGCAGAGAAAGAGAAGGCUGCAGCAAAGGCUCUGGAGGAUGUGAAGGCUAACUUCUAUUGUGAAUUAUGUGAUAAACAGUAUCUUAAACACCAGGAAUUUGACAACCACAUCAAUUCGUAUGACCAUGCUCACAAGCAGAGGUUGAAAGAUUUAAAGCAAAGGGAAUUUGCCAGAAAUGUGGCAUCGAAGUCGUGGAAAGAUGAGAAAAAACAGGAAAAAGCACUCAAGCGACUCCAUCAGCUUGCUGAGUUACGGAAGCAGUCAGAAUGCAUCACAGGAAGUAGACCAGUGCUUAAAACUCCCAGACUGAUUGUGGAAAAGCAGCAACUGCAAGAAGGAAUUUUCCUAGAUAAAGAUGACAAAAUCUCAGUAAGGCCCAUGUGUGAAGGACAAAUUCUCCCUUUAAGCACUGCAGAGAAAGAACAACAGGAGCUAACAGCAAGCAAACACCAAGCACGUACUGAGAAAGUUUAUUCACUUGGAAAUCAGGUCUUGCAAGUGUUCCCAGAUGGCACCAAUGCUAGUCACAGGACAGGAGUUUCUUUCUCUUUCUCUAAAAAAGUCCCUUUGAAGUUAGAGUCGUCAGCAUCGGUUUUCAGUGAAAACAAUGAAGAAGCAUAUGAUUGCAGUGAAUCACCCAACCAUAAAACAAAGCAAUCUCCUGAGAGCUGUCAUUCUUGCACACUUGUGGCUGAGGAUACAAAAGCAGGUGUGGAGAAAGGGUUAAAUAUUCCACAAGGUCACUCAGAUAUUGCAGGUAAUAUAGCUGCACAGACAAAAAUACUAAAGGAAAAUGAUCAAAGCAGUGACAAAGAAUUAGAAGAAACAUUCAAUGCUCAUCCUUUAUUUCCCAAAACCAAAAUACAUAUUUCAAGUCUGGAUUUUACUGGAACCCCAAGAGAAACAGCACAAGAAAGUCAGCUGAAUGAGUCUGACAAACCCCUGGAAACUCUCAUUUCACCUUUAUGCCAAACAAGCAAGCUUUGUACACAGAAGAACACUUAUAAGCACAGUGGUACCACGUUAGCUAAUAAUCUAGCUGAGUUCCCACCACAGCAAACAGCUGAGUAUGCAUGUGCAAGUGAAUUACAUUGCAAUCUUAGUACAGUCGAAAGUGAGAGAUCCUUUGAGAGUUCAGGAACCACAAAUGGGAACAUGGAAAUGCUUGCAAGGGAGAAAGCAGUUCAAGAUAUUAAGCCUAAAGCACUGUCAUUUCUUCAUGUGAUAAGCAAAGAUGGCAGCACUGCCCUUCAGUGGCCCACAGAACUACUCUUGUUUACAAAAACGGAGCCCUGUAUUUCCUAUGGCUGUAAUCCAUUGUAUUUUGACUUCAGACUCUCUUUAAAUCACAGAGAUGGUAAGCAACCCACAACAAACAAAGCAAGCUGUAACAAGCACUCUACAAAUGUGAGUGCAGAUGAAAAUGAAGCCUCAGGUUUAAUAAAAGACAAGCAACUGUCAAAUGAACAAGAUAAUCAGUCAUUGAAACCAAAGAAGAUGAAAGAUUCUCCGAGCCCUCGAAAGGCUGAGCAAAAAGCUGAUUCAGACAGAGGAAAAGAAAUGAAUGGAAAUGGUCAAAAGUAUGUUUCAGAUGAUUUGAAUGAAAAUAUACCCAAAGUGCCUGCUUACCUUGAUGUCUCACAAAAGGAUUAUCUGAGAGAAAAAAUUCUGGAUGCAACAUCACCUGGGAGAUCUUUAAAGCCCCAUUUCCAUAUCUGUGAAAGAAAAAAACACAGCAUUGGAAAUGAAAGAAUUUCCUUUUCUGCCUUUAUGUCUAGGACUAAAAAACAUAAAGCUACCAAAUGUGAUUUAAUUUAUUCUGAAGAAAAACUUGAAAACCAAAACAAUUACAAAUCCAUUGAAAACUUACCUGGAGGCAGCAGUGACAUAAGUGACAAUGGAAGAGACUGUACUGGAAGUUUCCUUUGUUCUAAAGCAAGUUCUCAUAUCAGGUAUUCAGAAAAUGAAGAUGAUGGAAGUUAUGCAGGAUGUUGGCGAUUCUCACCUUCGCAGAAGUCAUCUUCUGAUGGACAUUCUAGCUAUUCUGACAGCUCCAUCAGCAGUACAAUUAGCUACCUAAGCAGCUCCUCUAGUCACAGAUCAAACAAUCACAGUAGAAGUCAUUUGCUCUUUUGUUGUAAAAGAAAAAAUAAGACGGUUGAAAGGCACAAGUGUAAACACAGAAAGCACAACUGUAUUUCCUCUUCUGAUGAUGCAGAGGAGGAUUACUCCUUUCACACUACAAGUCUAAGAACUAGAAACUGCACACAGAGGGAUACAGUUAAAUAUCAAAAACAUUCAAGACCUAAAGGUUUUCACCAUCCAGACAGAUCAAAGCAAAGCAGAAACAGACACCGAUAUUCUGGCAGAAAACACACCCAGAGUAGAAGCUACCAUUGCUCCAAAAGUUUUUUCACCAGGGAUUCAAGAAGCAGUGAAAGAUCAUCCAGUGGCAGAAAAUCAAGAAGCAGCAGUUCAGGAUCAUUCUCAAGAGAGGCUGUCUAUCUGAACAAAAGCAAAGCAGAUAGAGAGAGAGAGCACUACACUGCAUCAGGAAAAGUUGAAUCUACAUGUUCUGACUCUCAGAAUGCAAGAUGCCCAUCAAAAAUCUUUGAUGUUGGCUCUGCUGACAUAGUAGGAGAAAGAAAGUCAUUGACAGCCAGGCUAUUUCUAGAACAAGUGCACUCCAAGAAAAACCAGGAACAAGCACAUGAUUCAGAGGGAUUUCCAAACAAUUGUAGGACCGAACUGAAGGACCACUCACAAAGUCACUUUUCUAUUAAAUUUCCAUCAUCCAUAGAUGAUGCAGAAAUGUUAUCUUUGCCUGAAGAAGCCCUACCUAUAGGUAAAAAAGAAGCACGGAAAACUGAAAUUUGUUCAUUGGAAAACACCUCAGAGAAAGAUAAUUUUGAAACUUCGCAGAUAAAUAAUGUUACUCUUACGUCAGGUAGUGAUUAUGAUAAUUGUCUUUUUAAAGACAUCAUUCAAAUAGGGAUAGGCCAUCAGGCUCCAAACUUAAAAAUGAACACAGCAAUAAAGGAUCAAUCAAAUAUUUUAAUUAGUGAAGUACAACCCUUUAUACAAAGCUGUGACCCAGUACCAAAUGAUUUCCCUGGUGCUUUUCCUUCUAACAGAUAUUCUCUUGUGGCUAAUUCAAUAGAGACCAAAGAAGAACCGCAUGAUGUAAGCAUGAACUUGAAUCGAGUAGAAAGUAAUUUAAAUUCUUAUUUUGACAGUGCUAUGCAUAAAUAUGAUGAAUCAAAAAAUGAUUUAGAAGUGUAUAGUAAAUCCAUCUCUCCUCCUCCUCUAACUCAGAAGCCUAUAACUUUUUCCCCAGAUGAAAUAGACAAGUACAGGUUACUUCAGCUGCAAGCCCAGCAGCAUAUGCAGAAACAAAUCCUAGCAAAGCAUCUUAAAGUUUUGCCUGCCACAGGACCAGCUGCCUUCUCUGCUACACCAGCAGUUCAAUCUGUUCCUGUCCAGCAACAUGCUUCUCUCACUACCAUACAUCAUACACUUCUGCAACGCUUUGCUGUCUCAACUUCCGUACAUCCCCACAGCAGCCAUCUUUCUCUGGCCCACAUUCAUCCCCUCUCUCAAUCGCAUUUCACUCCCAUAUCUCUUUCACCUUUAGCUCCAGCCAUCAUUCCCACCCACCCUACCCUACUAACAGGGCACCCUCUACAGUUCAUCUCCACCACACCCAUUCACCCUUCUCCCAUGACCCUCCCAUCAUUGCCACACACUGCAUUUAUCCCUACCUUAUUGACUCCCCACCUGAAUGCAGCUGCAGCUUCUGCAAUUCAUCUGAAUCCAUUCAUUCAUCCAUUGUUUCAAGGGCAAGAUUUUCACCACCAUUCUUGCUCUAGCCAGACCCAACAGUUACCUGCAAUGAAAGAAGUUUUCAGCAUUUCUGGUUAUCUAAACUAG